GUCAGGGGGGUGUGGCGCUCCGACCCGGGGCGAAUCCGACGGGCGGCGCCGCGUUGUUGUUUCCCGGAGCGCCAUGUUGGGCGUCGCGGCCGGGAGGACUCCGCGGGAUCCCCGGGGGACACGCCGUGGGCUGCGGCUGCUCGCGCCCGGGAAGGGCCCCCAGCCGGGCCGACCCCGGAAGGGCCACGCUAACUUGAGCUCCGCCCCCAGCGGCUCGGGAAGACGUCCUGGAGACCCGCAGGAACGUCACGCCGGCGUGUCUCGCUCCUCCCUCGCGGCUGGGUCUCCGCGGGGACAGCCUCGGUCAGUGGCGGGAGUCUGGCCCCUGCCGUCUGUGUCUUCACCUGAAGAGUGGCACUGAGGACCACACACGCCCGCUUUGUUCGUAAACUCAGACCACAGCUGCGAUUCCCCAAAAAGCUCGGACUGGGAUGGCUAUUCUUGGUUGUCAACUUGACUAUAUUUGGAAUGAACUACAAUCUAAAAAUGGAGGGCACAUCUGUGAGAGAUUUUCUACUUGGUUUGAAGUGGAUGAAUCUACUUCUUGUCCAGACCUUUGAUCUGGGUCUUGAGGCAGGAAAGCACACCUUUAAUAUUGUCCAUACCUUCUGUUGGAAGCCUAUAUAAGGACAUAGAAGAAGGAAGCUUUUGCUCUUUGCCUGCUUGUCCUCACCUUGCUAGCCCAACCAUUCUUUCACUGGCAUUGGCGCCUACUUCUUCGGGAUUACAGCAUAUGCAGAAGACCAGGUGAAACAUCCAACCCUGUGGGACUGAGCAACUGCUGAAUUCUUGGACUUUUCCUUCACAGCUAGUCAUUGUUGGGAGUAGCUGGACUGCAGGUUCUAAGUCACUCCAUGAGACAGAUUCAUUCCAUAAGUUCUUUGACUCUAAAGAACCCUAACUAAUACAGAUUUUGGUACCAGAAGUGGUUCUAGAGAAACAGACAUAUAAAGAUGAAUCUUUUAAGUAUCUGGAAUAGGCUUUUCAAUUCAUCAGAACCUUCAGCUACAGUCACUUCCUCUCCUGGGAGCUUGGAGAAUGCUGAAAGCCCGUGGUGUGAAUUAUAUUACAAACUUAAAGAGUUAGAUGCAUUUGAUUAUCCUGAUUCACCAAUUGUAAGUGGCAAUGGAUGUGAUGACUCUGUAUAUGAAACUUUUGACAGUUUGGGGGAAAACAAGGAAAAUGAUGCUGCUGGUUGGUUGCUCUUAGCAUCUCUGGAUAAAUUAAUAAAGGAUAGGAAUGAGCUCCGUGGUAAAAUUAAUCAACUUCAGAAUACGGUGAAGGACAACAAAAAACUUAGUGAUAAAAUUGACCAGCUCCAGAUGCAAGUAAACUGUUUAAAGGUUUCUAAGUGUACCUUGGAAGAGAAUCUUCUCUCCAGCAGCCACAGAGCUCAAGUUGUAGAAAAUCAAACUGAAGCCCUCAUUAUAAGGUUGGCUGAACUACAGCGAAAAUUCAAGUCUCAGCCUCAGAGGGUGUCAGCAGUUAAAGUAAGGGCAUUAAUUGGUAAAGAAUGGGAUCCUGUAACUUGGGAUGGGGAUGUGUGGGAGGACCCUGUUGAAGCUGAGAACUUUGAACUCUCAGAUUCUCAAGGGUUUAUCUCACCAGAGGAAAUAGUACCCUCAGCCCCACCCCUUGAAAUACUGCCUAUUUCACCUUUCAUUGAGGAAAUUAAUCCUUCAUUGUCUGAUAAACCAGCAGUGACUUUCUCUGAAGAAAAUGCCAGGCACGACAAUGUUGCUGUCCCUCAAGGCCCACCAAUAGUUGGCUCUAGACUUUUAACUGGACCUAAAGCAAAGCAGACUCCUCAAGGGGAGAUAGAAAGUGUAGUCCAUGAGGAGGUGCACUACACUACUAAAGAGCUGAAUGAGUUUGCUAAUUCAUUCAAGCAGAAGUCUGGAGAAUAUGUGUGGGAAUGGGUUUUAAGGGUGUGGGAUAAUGGUGGAAGGAACAUAAAACUAGAUCAGGCUGCAUUUAUUGAUAUGGGCCCUCUAAGUAGAGAUUCUAGGUUUAAUAUGGACGCUCGCACAGUUAAAAGAGGUGUCAAAAGUCUGUUUGAAUGGUUGGCUGAAGCGUUUAUCAAAAGAUGGCCUACUGAAAAGGAGUUGGAGAUGCCUGAUGUCCUUUGGUUUAGUGUUGAUGAAGGAAUUUUAAGGCUCAGGGAAAUUGCUAUGCUAGAGUGGAUAUACUGUGUAAAACCUAAUCCUCCUCAAUGGGAAGGUCCAGAAGACAUGCCCUUCACUAAUCCCAUAAGACGCAAACUGGUGAGAGGGGCACCCGCACAUUUGAAGAGCUUUGUUGUCGCCCUUCUCCUUGUGCCAAACCUGAGGGUUGGAGAUGCUGCUGCUCAAUUGGAUGAAUUAAAUGCAAUGGGUUUAAUUGAGCCCCCAGAUAGCAGGGGCCAGGUGGCAGCACUGAAUUACCUGAGGCACAAAACAGGUCUCAUACUAGACUAACCAGGCAAAGUGAAUUUUAUUUUGGCAUGACUCAUAUGAACCUUUGGUACUGGCUAAUCAAUCAUGGUGUUUCCAGGCAUCCAGUCAAUGAGAAGCCUACUGUAUUUCUGUUUGAUCUGGAUAAGCAGAAAAAUUCUCAAGUGAAAGAAAGGCUGCAUUGGAUCUUGACAAAAGGCAGUCUUGGCUAGUGAAUCAAUUUCCACCUUGAGCCAGUUUACAGACCCAGAACCUCUUGAAUGAAGGGGUGGGCAACUUCCCCUGAGGAAGGACCCUGAUAAGAUACCUAAAAGUUUUAUAGUUAAGUCUUUCUCCAGCUCUUAUCCAGAGGGACCUGUGGCCUUUUACAAGGGUAACUGUACACUGGGGGAAAGGAAACAAUCAGACUUUCUGGGGUCUGUUGGAUGCUGGAUUGCCACUGAUUCCAGAAGAUCCCAAGAAGCACUGUGGCCCUCCAGUUAAAGUAGGGGCUUAUGGAGGCCAGAUGAUUAAUGGAGUUUUGGCUGAAGUCUGACUCACAGUAGGUCCCCAAACUCAUCCAGUGGUUAUUUCCUCAGUUCCAGAAUGUAUAAUUGGGAUAGAUAUACUUAGAAGUUGGCAGAAUUCUCGUUGGUUCCCGGGCCUGUGGAGCGAGGGCUAUUAUGGUUAGAAAGGCUAAAUGUGAAGCCUUUAGAGUUGCAGGUGCAACUGCCAAAGAAAA
Peromyscus maniculatus bairdii (prairie deer mouse) is the source of this 3153-nucleotide messenger RNA. The record is from RefSeq and is a predicted model, not a curated record. NCBI's taxonomy places the organism in Eukaryota, Metazoa, Chordata, Mammalia, Rodentia, Cricetidae.